AUGAGUAAGGAGACGCAGGAUGAUGUAACCAAUGGGAACGAGGGGCAGCAGCAUGCACCCCAACCUACAACAACCACCACCACCGCCCGACCUCCGCUCUCCUCAAUCGCGCCCGCCCUCGUGCUGGGCGGGGCAGGCUUCAGCAACCAGCUGCACCCGAACCCAGCCUCGCUGCCGACGCGGCACAUAGUGCAGCGGGCGCUGGACGUGGGCUUCCGCGCCAUCGACACGUCGCCCUACUAUGGCCCCUCGGAAGUCCUGCUUGGCGACGCGCUCGCGCAGCCGGAGCUGGUGGCGGCGCACCCGCGCGACAGCUUCCUGCUCAUGACCAAGUGCGGGCGCAUCGCCGCGGACCACUUCGACUACUCGCCCGCCUGGAUCCGGCAGUCGGUGGCGCGCAGCCUGGAGCGCCUGCACACCACCUACCUCGACGUCGUCUUCACGCACGACGUCGAGUUCGUCUCCGUGGCCGAGGCCGUCGCCGCCGUCGGCGCCCUGUUUGCGCUGCGCGACGAGGGCAAGCUGCGCUACGUGGGCAUCUCGGGCUACCCGCUGCCGCGCCUGGUCGAGGUCGCGCGCGCCGUGCGCGAGCGCUAUGGUUGCGGUGUCGACGCCGUGCAGGUCUGGGGCCAGCUGACGCUGCAGAACACGGUGCUGCUGGACGAUGGCGGCCUGGCUGCGCUUCGCGACGCCGGCGUCGACUGCGUCUUCGCGUCCAGCCCGCUCGCCAUCGGCUUGCUGAGGAGGAAGGGCGUGCCUGUCGGCGAGCUGGGCGACUUCCACCCCGCGCCCCCGCCGCUGCGCGAGGCUGCCGCGCGUGCGUCCGACUAUGUCGAAGAGAGGCACACCAAGCUGGCCGAGCUGGCGUUGAAGUAUGCGGUCGCGCGGGGUUUGGCUGCCGGAGAGGAAACAGGCUUGAAGUUGAGCACCAUUCUGGGUGGAGGCACGACACACGAGAUUGAGGACAAUUGGGAGGUCGGAAGCACCAUCACUAAGAGGUACGAGGCAAGGAGAAAAGCAGCAGCGAAGGAAGGCAAUGGCGAUGGAAGACGGGAGCAAUUGAGCGGCUUGCUCACUGAGGAAGAGCUUGAAAUGGUAAAGGGGACGAGGGAAAUAUUUGGGCAGUGGCUGAACCACAGUCUCGGUGGUUGA
Lasiodiplodia theobromae is the source of this 1152-nucleotide messenger RNA. RefSeq names its product L-galactose dehydrogenase. Gene Ontology annotation, cellular component: cytosol. Gene Ontology annotation, molecular function: D-arabinose 1-dehydrogenase [NAD(P)+] activity. The transcript has a single exon. Bases 1 to 1152 code for a protein of 383 amino acids. NCBI's taxonomy places the organism in Eukaryota, Fungi, Ascomycota, Dothideomycetes, Botryosphaeriales, Botryosphaeriaceae. The record is from RefSeq and is a predicted model, not a curated record. Gene Ontology annotation, biological process: dehydro-D-arabinono-1,4-lactone biosynthetic process.